AUGUCUAAAAAAGAACCAAAUGAUCGAAAUGAGAGAAGGUUGGAUUCAAGUGAUUAUGAAAACUUAAUAUCUCAACAUAGUAUUUUUGAAACUAAACCUAAACAUCAGGAACUACCAAGUUUUCCAGGAUUUUCAAACGCAGAAACCCAAACGAAACCAAGUGAUAUAAAGGGACAGGGUUUACAAAGUGGACUUGGUACUUGGCACUAUAACCCUUGGUGGAUGCUCGCUAGUACAUCUCGGAGUGUUCCGUCCCAGGAUGAUUUCUCAGAAAGUAGUGAUCAAACAAAAGUGAAACAAGAACCUAGUGGAGCAGGAACUCCUGACCCGGAUCCUUUACAAAGUGACUUAGACCAAUUCCAAACAACUCCUACACCGCCACCUCCAGCAGGAUUGGACUCUUUCUGUGAUGAUUGCUCAGAUCCAUUCUGCGACUCUAGUGUGGCCAUAUGUCGUAAACUAUUUCACUGCCCACAUUGCAGAAAGAGUUAUCCCACCAUACUCGAAUUCAAUACACAUCUCACAGGUGUUCAUCCUGCUCAAAAACCAUUCAGAUGUCAAAUUUGCUUGGAACCAUUCUAUAAAAAAUCUCACUUACGACGACAUUUAGAUGCAAGUCAUACUCGGAAAGAUGUAAACAAAUGUUCAGUGUGCUCAAAAUACAUAAAAGAUAAGAGUAACUUACGUAAACAUAUGCAAGUUCAUACAGGUCGUGUACCGCAGAAACAAUUCAAAUGUGAUUUAUGUAACAACAAGCGCUACAUGUCACUGGAGAGACUCAAUAACCAUAGAGUAGUCUGUACCGGUGAAAAAGUAUUGAAAUAUUGCGAUAUGUGUACAAAAGUAUUUGAUAAUUCACGGUCCCUUAAUAGCCAUAAGAAAGUGCAUGCAAGGGAAUUAAAAUGUGAAAAUUGUGGGGAGCAGCUCCGUUCUUUGGAGCAAUUUAACAAUCAUAAACUAAUCUGUUUAGGAAAUUCACAAGAAGCUGGUGGCAGUGCAACAAACACUAGUGGAGCUGGAAUGAACCGUUGUUGUACACAACCUGGGUUGUGUGAGCAUGACAAGCCAGCCUAUUUGAACAUACCAAGUUAUGCUGCUGCUAGAGUAUUAGACGCUACACUUUCUUCAGUAAAAUCUGAAAUGAAC
Brenthis ino (lesser marbled fritillary) is the source of this 1146-nucleotide messenger RNA. The record is from the annotation of a GenBank genome assembly. NCBI's taxonomy places the organism in Eukaryota, Metazoa, Arthropoda, Insecta, Lepidoptera, Nymphalidae.